Penicillium paradoxum is the source of this 594-nucleotide messenger RNA. Its product is annotated as putative GPI anchored protein. The coding region runs from base 1 to 594 and encodes 197 amino acids. The record is from RefSeq and is a predicted model, not a curated record. The transcript has 2 exons. Lineage: Eukaryota; Fungi; Ascomycota; Eurotiomycetes; Eurotiales; Aspergillaceae.
AUGCGUUUCUCUAUCGUCUUCACCACUCUUUCGGCCAUCGCCUUGGUCAAUGCCCAGACCAGUGCAUCCGUUGAGGUCGAGACUGUCGACAACCCUGCCACCCAGUUUUUGACCCAGACAAACUCCCUCGGUGUUGUGACAGGCCAACCCGUUGCUGUCACCACCCAACCCGCCGUCGUCACCAGCCAGGCUGCCGCUGUGACCUCGCAGGAGCCCGCCGCUUCCAUCCCCGCUGGUCUGACCUCCCCUGUUGCCGGCCCUGGUGCCACCCAGACCACCCAGACCACACUAUCCACCGUCUCCAGCAGUGCUGCUACCGGCUCCUCGUCUGCUGCUUCUGCUUCUGCUACUGGCACCGAAACAUCGGCCUCCACCUCCAAGCCCACUGGUGCUACCACUGGCACUACCUCAGCCGCCUCAUCAUCCUCUUCCUCUUCCUCAUCCUCAUCCUCUUCAGACUCCUCCAGCAGCUCUGCGGCUAGCUCUUCUGCUGGCGCUUCCAGCUCAGCCUCUACCGGUGGUGCUGCCAUCGCCACUGCUGGCCCUGUUGGUCUCGGCAUGGUUGCCGGUGCGGCACUCGUUGCUUUCCUGUAA